GGGUCGGCUAUCGAUAGACGUGCUAUCUCUUAAAAAAGUUUGCGAUUUUUCGCUGCGCGCGUGCACUUUUUAAUAAUCUCCCGUGUAAAUCAGAUAUCGCAGCGCUUUUUCUCUCGUGUGCAUUUCAAACGCGCUUCGCCAACACAAAAAAAAAAACAAAGCUAUACGCUUAAUUCGUCGAGAGUGAAAACGAAAAGAAUUUCAAGCAAAAGCAAAGCGAAAAAGCUAAGAGCGCGAGGAAUAACAGCCAGUGCGGGGAAUCCCAGGAACAGGACAAAAGCAAAGGCAAGGAGCAACACCAGGUGGUGGUGGAGCAGAAGCUGGCGCGUCUGGGGCAGUGACACGUGAUCAGGUGGGAAGCCAGCCAGAAACGAAUCUCCGGAGUCAGCAGUCGAGGACGCAGGCGGGGCAGUCGGAGGAUCGGGCAAACAUGUCUUCGCCGGCGGCGCAGAGCAACAGCAGCAGCAGCCAGUCGCAGUCCGCAGCCCAGCAGCAGCAGCAGCAGCAGAAUCAAAAGGCCAAUGUCAACAACACACACGACAACAAGAAUGCCUCGGCGACGACGGGGACAGCAGGUGGAUCGGGAUCGGGAUCGGUGGGAUCGGGAACCGGUGGAUCCUCGGCGGCGGGCACACAACAGCAGGGGCAGGGCGGAACCUCGAGCGGACCAACGAGUCCCACUAAGCGCAGCACAAUAUCGACAAAGGAGCGUGUGAUCGACAGCGUGGCAUUUCCGCCGAGCCGCAAACUCACCUGCGCGGAUGUGUUCGACGCGCGGACCGGAAAGCCGCAGCACGAUGUCCUCAAGCAGCACUUUAUCCUGGAGGGCAGGAUCGAGGAGAGCGCCGCCCUGCGCAUCAUCCAGGAGGGCGCCACGCUGCUGCGCACGGAAAAGACGAUGAUCGACAUUGAGGCGCCGGUGACGGUGUGCGGUGAUAUCCACGGCCAGUUCUACGACCUGAUGAAGCUAUUUGAGAUCGGCGGCUCGCCGGCGACCACCAAGUAUCUGUUCCUGGGCGACUACGUCGAUCGGGGCUACUUCAGCAUCGAGUGCGUCCUGUAUUUGUGGUCGCUGAAGAUCACCUAUCCGCAGACGCUGUUCCUGCUGCGCGGCAACCACGAGUGCCGGCAUUUGACCGAGUACUUCACCUUCAAGCAGGAGUGCAAGAUCAAGUACUCGGAGCGCGUGUACGACGCCUGCAUGGACGCAUUCGACUGCCUGCCGCUGGCGGCGCUCAUGAACCAGCAGUUCCUGUGCGUGCACGGCGGCCUGUCGCCCGAGAUACACGAGCUGGAGGACAUACGGCGGCUCGACCGCUUCAAGGAGCCGCCCGCCUUCGGCCCCAUGUGCGACCUGCUGUGGUCGGACCCGCUGGAGGACUUCGGCAACGAGAAGAACUCGGACUUCUACACGCACAACUCCGUGCGCGGCUGCUCGUACUUCUACAGCUACGCCGCCUGCUGCGACUUCCUGCAGAACAACAACCUGCUGUCGAUCAUCCGGGCGCACGAGGCGCAGGACGCCGGCUACCGCAUGUACCGCAAGAGCCAGACCACCGGCUUCCCCUCGCUUAUCACCAUUUUCUCGGCGCCCAACUAUCUCGAUGUGUACAACAACAAGGCGGCGGUGCUGAAGUACGAGAACAACGUGAUGAACAUCCGGCAGUUCAACUGCUCGCCGCACCCCUACUGGCUGCCCAACUUCAUGGACGUGUUCACCUGGUCGCUGCCUUUCGUGGGGGAGAAGGUCACCGAGAUGCUGGUGAACGUGCUGAACAUCUGCUCCGACGACGAGCUCAUGACCGAGGAGAGCGAGGAGCCGCUCUCGGACGACGAGGCGGCGCUGCGCAAGGAGGUGAUCCGCAACAAGAUCCGUGCCAUCGGCAAGAUGGCGCGCGUCUUCUCCGUGCUGCGCGAGGAGUCCGAGUCGGUGCUGCAGCUGAAGGGCCUGACGCCCACGGGCGCCCUGCCCCUCGGCGCCCUCUCCGGCGGCAAGCAGUCGCUCAAGAACGCCAUGCAGGGCUUCUCGCCCAACCACAAGAUUACCUCGUUCGCGGAGGCCAAGGGCCUGGAUGCCGUCAACGAACGGAUGCCGCCGCGGCGGGAUGCCACGCCCUCGCCGGCGGAGGAGGGCCAGAAAUCACUGUCAGCCGCGGCAGCAGCAGCGGCAAAUGCAAAUGCGAAUUCAAUCAAUGGAUAAUUCUAAGUCAGUUAGCAACAGCUGCAGCCACAGCUACAGCUAAAUAACAAGUCAAGUUAGUCAGUCGGAUCGAUGGAUCGUUGGGUCUUCUGUGGAUCUAUGGAUCCAUGGGAUCGGAGGAGCGGAGGAUGAGGAGCAGCAAAGUCAGUUAGUAGCGAACGGUGGAGGGAGUCAGCAAGCAGUUCGGAACGGAAGAAUAGUCUCAAGUUCGGCUCAAAGGAGAUAUAAACUGGGCAUACAGACAUACAACACAGCUAAGUGAAAGAUCAUAUACGGAAGUCGAAAUUGAUCAAGGAUAGUAAGGAUCAGAAGCAGAGACACCACAACAACAACAAAAACAACAACAACACAGCAAGCGUUAACGAGUACUUAUUGGUAUUAAAAGCAAACAAUUGAAAGUAACCAUGCGAAAAACCCCUAAAAUGGAAACUAAUUAUAAAGUUGAAAGAUUAUAGAAUUAUAUAUAUAUAUAUAUAUAUAUAUACAUAUAUAUAUCAAAAUUUUGUGCAACGUUAUAUCAAAAGAGCAAAUGUAAAAGCUAAGCAACAAUGGUUAAAAGCGCGCAUGCGCGUCGGGCUUUCGGCGAGCAGUUGAUAAGAAGAAGUAGACAGAUGAAGUUGCAAGUUGCAAGUUGCGCGCAUUCCCCCAUUUAAAAGAAACAAGAACAAAAAUUAUUAAAAGCAUAAUAGGUAAUUUAAAUUAUUUGCUAAAAAAUUGUAAAACGAAUCGAAAACCAACUCUCUCAUCUCUGUAAAGUCAAACCAAACGAAGUGACAAAAGCAAAAGAUAACUAAACCUAGCAUCUAAACUGAAACUAAAGCUAAAGGAAAUUCUACUAUUUUCGUUGUGUGGCGUCUGCGGCGACUUCUUCUUAAAAAAAACCAAAAAAAAAAAAGAAAUGAAAGAAUGAAACAACUUCCUACAACAACAACAACAACAGCAGCAACAAUAUUUUACUACAAUAUUUUAAUACAAGAACAAAAACGACUGAAUCUCUCUCUAUCUAUCUAACUAUCCGACUCUUUCUCUCUCGCACACACAACAUCAACACACCAUACACCACACACCAUACACAUACACCAACCAACAAGCGGGGCAAUGAUCCAACUCAAAGUUGAUCGUGCCUCGCCGAUCGCUUAUCGGUAAUCGUUUAUCGUCGCCAUUGUCGCCUCACACUCUCUCAUCUGGUGAUUGUGUAUGUGGUCUUUAUAUACGUGCCAUCUUUGUCGUAGUCAUUAGCUGAAUAUAUAAUUAAUACAUUUGCAUGGGCCGCAGCGAUGCAGGCGCCAGUGCUGUGCCACCCCACCACCCACCUCCAGCCUGCCACCAAUCGAAAUAAUCGAAAUGAUCGAAAUAAUCGAAUCUCAAGGAGCGUCGAUAGGCUGAACCCGUUCUUUCCCCUUGCCUCCCCGUUCCCCAACCGCAUUUGCGCCUGCCUCGUCGUCGUCGUGUGCAAAUCCUUUUUAUACUUAAUGGAAUUUUUGUUACUUUUUAAAGUCAAAGAGAAGAAUAAUAUGAUGAAGAGGAGAAAUCAAAGGGGGAUAUGAACAGAGCAGAACAGAAGCCUAACUGAAAAAGAAGAUGUAAUUAACGUGUGCAAAGGGAAUUUUGUUAUAUCUUAAAUUUUUUAUAUUUCUUGUUAUCUUUUUUAUAAUUUGUAUUUAUUGUAAACUAUUUAUAUAUAUAUAUACACACACAAUCAGCAAAACACAUAAUAUAAAUACAUAAAUAUAUAUUUAUAAACUAAAUUGUUGUUUCUUCUUCAUUAUUGUUUACUACACAUUUUUCUAUAAGCGUUAAGUAAUUUAAUUAAAUGAAUUUAAUAAAAUGAAAAAUUAAAUAAACAAAAAACCGCCUACUGCCAAACAGGGCAAGGCAAAACGUUUUCUUAAACAAAAAUAAUUAUAUUCUACAAUAAGAAGUAAGGAAAAAUCAUUAACAACAACAAAAAACCAAAACCGAACUAUGUGAAUUAACUAUUAAGUUUAAAUUAUACAACAACAAGAUGAUUAAACCAAAUAACGUUUACAACCAUUAACAAAAGAAAUAUGUUGAAACCAAAAAAGCAAAGAAUUGUGCAGCAUGCAAAAACACAAAAAAAAAAAACAAAAACAAUUUUUCAAAUUCGACAAGACAACAAACAAACCCAAUUUAAAGUUAAAAGAAAAUGUAAUACAAAAUGCAAACUUAUAGCAAUUUGAAGUACUUUAUAAACAAAUAUACAUACAUACGCCUAAGAGAACGUAUAUACACAUAUAUAUACAUAUAUAUAUAUAUAUAUUUGAAAUAGUUAAGGGUCGAAGUUGGUACUAAGAUUAUACGCACGGGAUUUUUUUUGGAAAUAAAAAUGUAUCGCUGCUCCACUUCUGUGGAUGACAACGAUUGGUUCUCAAUUUGCAAAGGUUUUAGUCAGUAAUAGCUUUUGUGACUUACUAAUGUGCAAUUGAAAAAGUUACUAUGAUUAUUGGGCAAUAAUUGGUUAUCGAUAAAUUUGUAUUGGCCAAAAAAGGCGUGCGUAUAAACUAAGUAUGAGACGAAAAGAGAAGGAGAUAAAGAGCGAGCGGCAGCUAAUCGAAAAACCAAGACAAAAAACAGAAAAAGUGAAAUGGAAAAGUGCAGCAGCAAUCAGAAGUGCAGUAAAAGUCGAUGACAAAUUUGAAUUAAGUUGAUAUGCACCCAUUAAUACACAAACACACAGACGCAGCAUGCUUUUGGGGAGCGAGAGGGAUGGAAAGCAUGCUUGGCAAGCAGUCGACAAGCAGUUCGGGCACCCCAAGCACAGUGGACCUGAUCGCUUCGUUUUCUUGCCACUUUCCACCAUCCGCUCCCGCUUCUUCCUUGCGUGUUUUUUGCCUUUGCGCGCGUGCCCAUGCGCAGCAGCAGCUACGUCAUCAAGCAGUUAAUGGUUACAGAUGAUUUACAUUUAUAUAUAUUUACAUAUAUAUAUAUAUAUAUCCAUAUACAAUAUAAACCGAUCUAAAGUUAAGCGUUUCAAACACAGACACAACAAUUUACAAGACGUUUAUGCAUUUCGAUUCAAUGAAAAACCAAGAAUACGAAUAAUACAAAUAUUAUAAACAAUAAUUACAGCCAAUAAAGGAUUACAGCAAA
This is a messenger RNA of Drosophila rhopaloa, 5311 nucleotides long. It is a transcript of the gene CanA-14F, whose product is annotated as serine/threonine-protein phosphatase 2B catalytic subunit 3. Gene Ontology annotation, biological process: calcineurin-mediated signaling. Bases 431 to 2200 code for a protein of 589 amino acids. The transcript has 2 exons. The record is from RefSeq and is a predicted model, not a curated record. NCBI's taxonomy places the organism in Eukaryota, Metazoa, Arthropoda, Insecta, Diptera, Drosophilidae. Gene Ontology annotation, cellular component: calcineurin complex; cytoplasm. Gene Ontology annotation, molecular function: calmodulin binding; calmodulin-dependent protein phosphatase activity.